CUUCGUUAGUGUAUCUGUGUAUACAUGGAUUCUACAUUCUUGCAUUGAGGGUUGAAUCGGGUAUUUUGUACGAGUGGAGUCUCGUCUUUGAAGUCAAAUUAUUCAUUCAACAGCUGUGGAAUUUAGAGAAUCGAUCGAUUGUUCAUAAUGUGGAAGCUAAUUUACGCAGUAAUCUUGCUGUUCGUAUGUUCAAGAGCUGAUAAGCUGAGCUCCAAAGAGUGUGAGGAUCUAGGGUUUACAGGUCUCGCCCUCUGUUCCGAUUGUAAUGCUCUCGCCGAAUAUGUCAAGGAUCAAGAACUACUCUCUGAUUGCAAAAAGUGUUGUGCUGAAGAUUCUGAUGACUCCAUUAGCAAGAUAAUCUACUCUGGUGCUGUUCUUGAGGUAUGCAUGAGGAAGCUCGUGUUCUAUCCAGAAGUUGUCAGUUUCAUUGAAGAUGAGAAAGAAAAGUUCCCUUCUGUUAAAAUUCAAUAUCUAUUUAACGCUCCACCAAAGUUGAUAAUGUUGGAUGAUGCUGGACAACAUAAAGAAAUCAUAAGAAUUGACAACUGGAAACGUGAACACAUGCUGGAAUUCUUGAGGGCAAAGCUGAAGCCAAUAGCAGCAAUUUGAUUGGCACAUCCAAUUCCAAAGGGAAGGGCCCUACGUGAUGACACAUCAUCCUCCCCUCGUGGUUACCACAUUUGAAAUAAUUUGUACUAUUAUGUUUUGAUAUAAUGACUUGAUAUGGGUUUUUUAAACCAUUAAUGAAUGACUUGAUUUACUUUUAAAUGAAAAUUUUUAUUACUAUUUUCGGGACAUUACAUGUUCGUUCUUGGUCCCACGGAUGACGUUAAAUGUUACGACAUGUGCUCGGACUGGCGGGUCUUUUGUAUUGGAUCCAGAUUGGAGAUCUGGAGGUGGUGUCGUCUACGUAUUCCCGACUUGAUACCUAGCAAGAAUCAUAACAUAUCGUUAAAGUUGCCCUAGGUCUUGAACCCAGGAGCAAACUCCGCCGAUCAAGUUUGAUCGUUAUUGAAGAUGAACGGCUUUCUCCUAGAUUGAGAGAACCACUUUGGUGUGUGGGGUGUGUGUUUGGUCAUGGAGGCGUGUCUAAAGCUCUAGGGUUUUUGAUCCCUCCUCAUGGAGGAGAUAAUUUUCUAUUUAUAAGGGACAAUUAGGUCAAGGGAGAGUUAGGUCAGGUCUUGGUUUGGCCCAACUCAGACCCAGCUAGCGAGCGCCAGGAGCAGACGCUAGGUGAGCGCCAGGUGCGAGCGCUAGACAAGGCUAGCAAGUGAGCGCCAGGAGAGCGUCAGACAAGGAUGGCAUGCCAAGUCUUGACGUCUGGACCAUGCUAAUGGUCCAUACAUUAACAUGUAUGAUUAACCAUCCUCUCUAACUUGAGGGGGUAUUAGUGUAAUAACCAUUUUAUUGAGUUUGACUUUAGUUAACUAC
Molecule: messenger RNA, 1431 nt
Organism: Lactuca saligna
Lineage: Eukaryota; Viridiplantae; Streptophyta; Magnoliopsida; Asterales; Asteraceae
Source: the annotation of a GenBank genome assembly